Messenger RNA from Pelmatolapia mariae (spotted tilapia), 1747 nucleotides. RefSeq names its product eukaryotic translation initiation factor 4E type 3-like. The transcript is spliced from 7 exons. NCBI's taxonomy places the organism in Eukaryota, Metazoa, Chordata, Actinopteri, Cichliformes, Cichlidae. Gene Ontology annotation, molecular function: RNA 7-methylguanosine cap binding; translation initiation factor activity. The coding region runs from base 110 to 793 and encodes 227 amino acids. Gene Ontology annotation, cellular component: eukaryotic translation initiation factor 4F complex. The record is from RefSeq and is a predicted model, not a curated record. Gene Ontology annotation, biological process: translational initiation.
GGAAAAGCGGUAGUGUGUUUCUGUAAGUGCAGAUAAAGGCGAACCGGGUGUUUUUAUCAAGUCCUUACAUACAGGGAUAACGUACGACUUUAGUUCCGAGCCUGGUGAAAUGGCGGUUCCUGCGGGUCAGACGGACGUCCAGAUGGACCGCGGCGCCCUGAGCGGCCAGACGGUUUCCUCCGAAAACAACAUAGACAUCGACGAGAAAGAGUUGGAAAACAUCACAAAGAAACACCGAGAAGAAGACACGGCGACGCUGCCUCUGCACUCGCCUUGGACGUUUUGGCUGGACAGGUCACUGCCCGGCACCACAGCAGCAGAAUGUGAGUCCAACUUGAAGAAGAUCUACACAGUGCAAACUGUUCAGAUGUUCUGGAGUGUAUACAACAACAUCCCUCCAGUCACAGCCCUGCCUUUGAGAUGUAGUUAUCACUUAAUGCGCGGAGAGCGGAGGCCGCUGUGGGAAGAAGAGAGUAAUGCAAAGGGAGGCGUAUGGAAGAUGAAAAUACCAAAAGAAAACACUUCUGCAGUUUGGAAAGAAUUGUUACUCGCUACUAUUGGAGAGCAGUUUGCAGAUUACUGCGCCUCAGAUGAUGAGGUGGUUGGCGUCAGCGUUAGCGUCCGGGAUCGGGAAGAUGUUGUACAGGUGUGGAAUAGCGACGCAUCUCUCGCUAAUGAAGCAAAUAUCUUGGGGAAAGUUUAUGAGCUGCUCCCGUACAUAUCUUUUAAAGCUGUUUUUUAUAAGUCUCACAUGGAGCAUCAUGCCUUUGAGGGAGGACGCUCAAGGCAUUAGAUUCUACUGCCCCCCCGCCCUUUUUCUUCUUUUUUUUUUUUAACCUGAACUCUGUUCCUGCCUUGGCGUGAAGGCGCUGUCCACAACCUAAUCGAGGAUAUUAUUUUGCUCUCAACAAGGAAAUGUUAUCAAUCUAUUUUUAUAACUUUUAAUGACUGAUGCCUUGUUUCAUUUAAAUGUGGGUCCUAACAGCUCGAAACUCUCGAGAGAAUGUUUAUCCAGCGUAAAUCUCACCCCGAGUUCGUUACUUCACGUCGGUUUUUUGCCUUUCCUGCUACACUGAACUGCACUGCCACCAUGGUCCCGUCAUGUGCACAGACUGUGGACCUCGCAAUUUUAUUCCCGAUAGAGGUAGCAGCUACUUAACCUAGCUAGUUUCAGCUGUUGUGUAUGUUAGACGUAUGCAUUCAUGUCGUGUUUUAAUCAAGUCUGCUUUUUCGGUGCCAAAGCACUUUCCUGCCAUUUAAGGAGCUUGUAUCUUAAUGGUGAAGGUGCCGUUUGUAUUCAGCUGGACAUUUGCCACUUGGAUGGAGGUGAAUGUCCCAAUUGGUUUCUUGAAUCUUCAUCAAGUGUACAUCAAACUUAAAUCAGGGUAACAUUUCAAAGAUAUUGCACAUAGCUGCCAGUUCCCAUUAUGAUGUUAUCUAGUUAUAAAGCUGUCAUAUAGCACAGAUAUGACAUUCAGAGCCUGCAUAUUUGGCUUGUGAUUUUAUCUUUUUUUUUUUUUUUUUUUUUUUAACAGCGUUAUCCUGUAAGGUGCCUCUAACAAUGCUCCUCUCCACACCCUGUUGGACAUUUCUUUCAAUAUACGUGUUGAAAGACCCCACCCCCGCCCCGCUCUCUUAAACGGAGUAAUAGAUUGUUUAGGGGAGAUACAUGGCACAUUUUUGUGCUCGGCUCUUUGGUGUUUGUCUCUACUUGUUUCUCCUACCAAUAAAUCUAGUAGUUUGCUUA